AUGACACAGCCACAGCACCAGUCCAGUCACCAGACCGGGGCUGGAUUUAGGUGCGGUCUUAAAAUUUCUCCUAAUUCCAAAAACAGUAAAGAUGUGGUUCAACAUUAUAGUAAAAAGAAAUUUAUUUUUGGUGUUUUUAUAUUGUUCCUCGUAGCUGUUUUAUGGGUAGUUUCAUCAGAAUUGACAAAGUAUUUAUAUAAUGAAAAGAAAAUAGAAAGACCUUUUCUUAUUACCUAUGUGCGCAGUUCACUGUUAUUUGUUUAUUUGAUAGUGCUAUGCUUUUCACCUCCGACAAGAGAUCCAUGUCGACCUGCUGAUUAUACGCAAUUAUUAGAGCCGACUCCUGAGACCGAUGAUGAAACAUACUACAAUGAGGCAACCAGCAGCUUGGGAGACUCAACCUUUGUUCCUGUGCGAACUGGUGAAACUACUGACAGUGAUGAUGCUGCUCCCAGAGCUGUGCGGUUCAAUAAAGUGGCUGAGGUGCGCGUGAUGUCAGCGGCAAUGGCGGGCGAGGCGCUGUUGGCUCGCCUCUCGUGGGCAGCGUCCGUCCGGGCCACAGAGCACGCGCAGCGGCGCGCCGCCGCCGCCGCGACGAAGCGCCAUCUGCGGCUGGCGCUACUCUUCGCCGUGCCGUGGUUCCUGUCGAACUACCUGUACCGUCUGAGCCUGCUGCACACGUCGUCAAGCUCGGCGCUAGUGUACACCUCGACGGCGGGCGCGUUCGCGCUGUCUCUGGGCGCGAUAUUCGCCCAAGCGCCCACCGACCGCUUCACUGUGCCGAAGUGCGUCGCAGUUCUGCUCACCGCGGCGGGUCUCGUGAUGCUGGGCCUAUCGGAAAGCCAUCAAACUAAUUGGACGGCGGUGCUAUCGGCUGUGGGGUCGGCCCUUUGCUACGCAAUGCACCUGUUGAUGUUCAGACAGGAGUUGAGGAAGGGCGAUGGCAUCAACUCAGUCCUACUCUGCGGUGUCGUCGGAUGCGCUUGCGGUUGCAUGGCGUGGCUGAUGGGCGGCGUGCUGGCAGCCACUGGGCUUGAGAAGGCGGAACUUCCUCCACCCAAAUUGUGGAGCUGGCUGCUGAUAGAUGCUGUGCUAGGGCCGCUACUUCUCGACUCGCUGUGGAUUUGGGGCAAGUCGCUGACGUCCCCGAAGACGGCCACCGGCAUGCUGGCGCUGAGCGUGCCGCUCGGCGCGUGCGCGGAGCUGUGGCGGGGCGCACAGGGCGCGGGCGCGUGGCGCCUGUUGGCCGCCCUGCUGUGCGCCGCCGGCUGGGCGAGCGCCGCCCUCGAGCUGCGUGUGCCCGCGCCCUUGGACUGGCUCGCGGCCCGCAUGCGCGCCGCCGAGGGCUUCUCGACUAUACGGAAUAUAGCAGAAUUGGACGAACAAUCAGAAGCACUCAUGUCGUCAGAUGAGCCCACG
Messenger RNA from Iphiclides podalirius (scarce swallowtail), 1419 nucleotides. The record is from the annotation of a GenBank genome assembly. NCBI's taxonomy places the organism in Eukaryota, Metazoa, Arthropoda, Insecta, Lepidoptera, Papilionidae.